AGUCGAAGAUAGUGGAUUUAGAGCUAUGCUUCAUGUAUUUGAUACACGGUAUAAAUUGCCAUCACGUGCGACCAUGCGCAAUGUACUCAUGGCAAGGCAAGUAGAGGAAAAGACGGCAAAAUUGGUUGAAAUUUUAAAGCACGUGAAGCAUUGUGCCAUUACGACUGAUCUUUGGACUUCUCAAGCUAAUGAGACGUAUUUAACAGUCACUUGCUCAUUUAUCUCAAAGGACUUCGAUCUGCGCACAGCCGUGUUAUCCACAAAUAAGUUAGAUUCAGAGGCAAAUCAUUCUUGGCAGAACAUUGCGGAAUCGCUAAAAGCUAUUUUUUUUAAAAUGGAACAUAUCUUCAAAAGUAAUAGCUAUAGUAACGGACAAUGCAAGCGCAAUGAUAAAAGCAUGUGAGCUGUUGCACAAACGAAAUAUACCAUGCUUUGCACACACAAUAAAUUUAGUUGUGCAAGAUUGCCUAAAACUGCAUUGCUUGGCUUUUUUAUUAUCUAAAUGUAAAAGCACUGUAAAAUUUUUUAAAAAUAGUACAAUUAUGUACAACAAACUUAAAGAAGCCCAAAAAAUCGAAAAAAAAUACAGCCUCAAACAGGAAGUUCCUACCCGUUGGAACAGCGCCUAUUACAUGAUAGAUCGAAUUUUAAAUGUGUAUGAUGCUAUCAAUAGUGUACUUUUGAUGGUAUCUAAAGCACCACCUCCGUUUACUGCGGACGAAAUUAACCUUCUAAAGGAUUUAGCAAAGCUACUGUCUCCAUUUGAGAGUGCCACAAAACAGAUCUCAUCAAGCACCACAGUGACCAUAUCCCUUAAAAUUCCGAUCACUUGUGGACUAAUGCACAAUUUAGAUAAAAUUAAAAAUAAUUUAACCACAACAGAAGGAUUGGAAGCGUACACAUGCUUAAUCGAUGGUAUCAAAAAUAGGAUGUCUAAAUAUGAAGAGCGUUCACUGCCUCGAAUCGCUACAUUGCUAGAUCCACGAUUUAAAAAGCAAGGCUAUCGUUCACCUUUUAAUGCUGUUCAAGGGGAAAAGCUUCUCGAAAAUGAACUCGCUUCCCUAGAUUCCCUUGAUUCAGACCAACCAGAGCCAUUAACGCUCACUGAAAAAACCACGAAGACUAGCCAAACUCUCUUUGAAUUUGUGCAAAAUAACAUUCAAGCCGUGCCUCGGACUAAAAGGUCAAACGCUAUAUUGGAGCUUCGUCAAUACCUUUUAAAGAUGAAUUCAGAAGAAGACGUGGAUCCUUUAAAAUAUUGGAAGUACAAUGAAGGUGCACUAAAAGUUCUUGCGGAAAAAUUUUUAUGUGUACCAGCUACUUCGACGGAAUCGGAGAGGAUGUUCAGUAAGGCUGGGCUUGUUAUAAGCAAUCGACGGGCUUCCCUAAAGGCAAACCAUGUUGAUAUGCUUCUAUUCUUACAAAAAAAUGACUGGAUUAAUUAAAGUUGCUUAGUUCUAUUUUUUUUCUUUUCAAGAAAUCUAAUGGAUCUCAUUAGUUUGAUAUAGUUUGUAAUUUAUAAGAGGUUUGAAGUGCUUUGUAGUUUUUAAGAAACUUACAGUGUUUUGUAGAUUAUAAGAAGUUUGUAGCUUAUA
Messenger RNA from Drosophila mojavensis, 1595 nucleotides. RefSeq names its product E3 SUMO-protein ligase ZBED1-like. Gene Ontology annotation, molecular function: protein dimerization activity. The transcript has 2 exons. The coding region runs from base 387 to 1445 and encodes 352 amino acids. The record is from RefSeq and is a predicted model, not a curated record. Lineage: Eukaryota; Metazoa; Arthropoda; Insecta; Diptera; Drosophilidae.